Molecule: messenger RNA, 111 nt
Organism: Paramecium octaurelia
Lineage: Eukaryota; Ciliophora; Oligohymenophorea; Peniculida; Parameciidae
Source: the annotation of a GenBank genome assembly
AUGCUUAACGAGCUCAAGAAAUUGGCUUAAAAAAAGGAAGAUGCAAUUGAACGAUUUUAAGAAGGCAAGAAGAAGGUUAUGGUGAAAGAGAAUAGGAUAAUGAUGGUUUGA